AUGAGGGGAAACUGUAAGAUAUUUUGUCUCAGUGGGCUUCUUAUUGUUUUCUCAUAUAACACAGCUGGUCAAACGUGCAGGGGACGCUGUGGAGAUGUACUGGAGAAGUGCUCCUGCCAUGAUACCUGUAUGUCUUUGAUGAGCUGCUGUGCAGACUACAAUCAGUCCUGUUUCCAGGUGAUCCCUUAUUCCAGCUCCAUGCUGGGCGGAAAAGCGCUCAGGAUCCUCGGAUUGGACCUUCAUCCCCAUGGGCAGCUUCUCUGCAGGUUUAAAGGUGAAAUUUUACGUGAUGGAUUUAUUGAUGCUGAGGGCCGUGCAUACUGUAUUUCUCCUCUAUUGUAUGAGACAGGUUGGAUACCAUUUGAUGUCUCAACAGAUGGCAUUAAGUUUGACAGAUCUGCACAGUAUUUCUCAGACUACAAUCAGUCCUGUUUCCAGGUGAUGCCUCAUUCCAGCUCCAUGCUGGGCGGAAAAGCGCUCAGGAUCCUCGGAUUGGACCUUCAUCCCCAUGGGCAGCUUCUCUGCAGGUUUAAAGGUGAAAUUUUACGUGAUGGAUUUAUUGAUAUUGAGGGCCGUGCAUACUGUAUUUCUCCUCUGUUGUAUGAGACGGGUUGGAUACCAUUUGAUGUCUCAACAGAUGGCAUUAAGUUUGACAGAUCUGCACAGUAUUUCUCAGUCCAUCCAAGUAAAGCAGAUCCUGCUUAUAAAGUUACCCUGGUGAAUGCAAUGCAGUGGCAAUACUACGGCACGCCGAAUGUGGCAGGACGACUUGAGUUCACUUGGAAUAGUUCUUUGAUCAGCGCAGAGAAGGUCAACAUAGAGCUGUGGGGUUACAGAGAGUUUAAAGCAAAAGAAGAGACUGUGUGCACUUACCAUCCAGGUUGUGUCCACUGUGUCCGAGCAAUUCAUGCCAGUCCUAUCCAUGGAUCAGGGCAGCAGUGCUGCUAUGACAGCACAGGUGCUCUGGUGCUGACUGGAGACUCAGUUGGUGGAAGCACCCCAGACAGGGCUCACGACUGGGGCUCGCCACCCUACAUUAAACCCCCACGGGUGCCAGGGUAUUCCCACUGGCUUUAUGAUGUCAUGAGCUUCUAUUAUUGCUGCCUGUGGUCGGACCACUGCCAUAUAUACUUAAAACGUCGACCUUCAAGUGGGUGUCAAAACUACCGACCACCAAGAGCAGGUGUCGUCCUCGGGGAUCCACAUUUCAUAACGUUCGACGGCCUCAGGUACACUUUCAAUGGCAAAGGAGAAUAUUACCUUGUGUCUUCACCAGCAAAAGGCCUGAGUGUUCAGGCCAGAACAGAACAGGUGAAACUUAAGAACGGUGAGUCCACGUUUGAGGUGAAUGGGAACAUUUCAAAGAAUUCCUCCCUUUUCACAUAUGAUUCAGAGCACCUUUUGGAUAUGUAUAAUAUCCCACCGAGCCAUGACCCCACUUUUGUUCCAGCUUUUUCUCUACCCGAGAGCCUUGAUGACCCUUUGGUGGCAGACAUGUUGACGAUGUGUUAUGGAGAAGGUUCACAGUUUUGUAAAUAUGAUACCCUGACGACUCGGGACCUCACAGUGGGAAAUGCCACACUCAAGGCCUACCAGAAACACCAAGCCCUACUGUACGCCCUGAAACCAGUGGUGUCUUGUGGCUGGCUUCCCACACCAAGGAAUGGGUGGAAGAACGGGACUGAUUACCUGGAGGGGAGCACUCUAAGCUUCGCCUGCAACAAAGGCUACAUAAUGUAUGGAUCUGCAGAGCGCACCUGUCUGGGUGAUGGGACCUGGGCAGGAGAUCAGCCCUUCUGUAUUACAGAGAAAGGAAAGACAAACCAAUCCAGAUGGUGAACCAACAGCAGCCUUGCUAAACUCUCAAAGUCCUUUUGAAUUAUGGAUCAACCAUAUCAGCAAUGGCCACAAAUAUGUUCAGAGCUGAGCAUUUGGAAACCAACACACACAGUUGCACUACAGAAUAGGACGGCGCUCUUCUCUUGACCUGUUGACCUUAUCAAGAAAACCUCAGGCGUUAGGCUUUCAGUCUGUUGUUUGGCCUCAUGUUUUUCUUCUUGUUUAGGUUGGAAAACCUCCAGGUUGUGGUAAAUGGUGCAUGGGGUGACGAUUGAGGGAACUGAAGAAAAGGAAAAAUGCCAUGAUUGUUUUUAUAUCCCAGUUUUGCAUGACUGAACGCCCGAUCUUUGCUAGAGAGAGAGAGAACUGUGUAAAUACUACAUGGACAUAUCAUCAUUACAAUCAACACUCCCUUCUCCCGUUCAGUUUAAAAUAGGACCAGAUGUGUUCAGACUCAUGUCAAAUGUGAAGUGAACCUGACCAGUUUUUGGUUGAAAAACUUUGAACUCUGUUCAGCCUACGUGUGGGCUCGUAGCCUUCAGUCAAACGAAGGACUUUGCUGAGUGACUGAGCCAGAGAAAUCCGCAAAUGUUACAUAAAGGUCAACUUUUUGCACUCUGUCAACACUUGCUUUCUGAAUCUUUGUGUACACGGAAGACGUUUGCCUUCAAUGCUUUAAGAAGCUCUGUGAAUUGUGGUUAAUGUUUUUGAAAUGUUGCCUUUAAACUAAACUAAAACCUUACCAUAUUUUAACCGUAAACUGAAAAUAAUGCAAAGAAAGAAGCUUAUUUUUAUGCCAAAUCCUUUAAUGUGAACUUCUCCCACUGGAAAUCUUUGAACUACAUUAUAUAUCUGUAUUUGAAAACAAUGAUCGAGUAUCUAUAACUCACAUAAAAAAUCAAUAAAUCGAAUGUUGUCCCAUG
Messenger RNA from Pundamilia nyererei, 2762 nucleotides. It is a transcript of the gene susd2, whose product is annotated as sushi domain containing 2. Lineage: Eukaryota; Metazoa; Chordata; Actinopteri; Cichliformes; Cichlidae. The transcript has 12 exons. The record is from RefSeq and is a predicted model, not a curated record. The coding region runs from base 1 to 1839 and encodes 612 amino acids.